UAAUAUGAGACAACAGAAAAUAUUGUGUAAAAAAUGAUUUAUUAUUAAUGUAUAAGUAUAACUGCAACAACAAAUGAUAACUUAAAACGAUGUAAGCAAACCAAGGAGAAAAACAACCAACAAAAAAAACGAACAAAAAAUAUGAAAAUAACAAAAAAAAAAAACAAGAAAAAUUGAAACCAAAAUAAAUGAAAAAUUAUUGAAAAAUAAACUGUUUUUAGUUUUUUUGCAAACUCUUAGGAAAGAUACUUAAGCUUAGUUAGCUUAAAUAUUUAUUGCUAAUCGAAUUAUGAUAAAUGAAUAGGCUUUUGCAGAAAAAACAAAAGAAUUAGUCCAAUUAAGUUGUCGCUGAUUAUACUAAUUAAUAGAUCAUGUUCCUCUAACAGUUACCUCACGACCCAUCCACGCUCCCAUCGGGCUUUACUUACUCACUUCACGUCACGAGUCAAGUGUAAGGCGUCUUGUUUUAUUGCCAAUAACUUUUGUUUUUGAGGAAGAUUACGCUUGCAGUUAAAACCGUUAUAGGGAAGAAGCACGACUGAUUUUAAAUGGCUAAUUGUUUGUUUAAUUUGUUUAAAAAACUAAAAGAUUUCAUAAAGAAAGUUAACAUUUUACUAAGAAUUAUUUAGUGGAUUUAUAUGCAAAACGUUUCAUUAGGUUUUUCUAUCUUGAUUACUUUUCACACACUCAACUAAAUUUGAGAUUCCAUCUGAAAGCUUUAGUUUGUGUAAGCUGCCCUUAUUAACUUGUCUACCCUAAAUAAUUCAUCUUUAUUUCAUUACAUUGUUCAAUAAUAUUCCUUUUAUCAUAUAUUCCAAGUUUUUGAUUCGCCAAUGAAUUUAAAAUGUAUUUCUUAUUAAAUUGGAGUAUUUAUCUGCUAAUUUUCGCUAUAUCAUAAAGUUUUUGCAACCAUGAAAAAGGCUUAACCCAAAAACCGUUAGAAAUGUGCAUUACAUCUUAGCUGGGACACAAACCCCCCACCGAGAGCUUUUGCUUCCGGCCACCUUAAUAGCGACAAAGUAAAAGUCGCGAUCCUACAUCUUGGCUAAGGUCAGGCACCUUUUUAAUGCUGGCCAAAGUGAGCGGAUGCAAUUACUCAAUUGCUCUGGCCUUUGUGCAUUGUCUGAAUAUUAGUGCAUAUGUAUAAAGAGAUCUUUGUGUACAGAGAUGUGUGUGCAUUAUGCUGAGCCCAAGACAAUUAGCGCUAUUGCCAAAUGAAACAGCGGCAGCACUCAGGUUAACGCUCGCGAGCGGGAGAGCGAGCUUUAAGAGCGGUUUCUGUUUCUUACCUGCUUAACCUGCUGCUCACGUCCGGUCUUCGCUAGUGGGAGAAUGGGAAAAGAGCGAUUGGAGCAUUCAGGCAGCGAGCCCGCGAAAGAUAUUCAAGCGAACUACCAAAUCCCCACUCCGUCAGUCUGCGAGGUCGCCUCAAGCGUUCAACACCUGUGCGCAGCUAAUAUAAAAAUCAAAUACUAUCCAACCCAAUCGAAUCGAAUCCAGCCCAACCAGUACUACCAAUUAGCAGGCUCUUAACUGAAUCAAAGUUAAAGAAAAGCAGCUGAACAAAAAAAAAAAAGAAAAAGAAAAAAGUGAAAAGUCAAAAGCGGUAUGCAAGUUCAGAACCCAGCCCAUCCAGAUGAGCCCAACCCACAACCCACUCGAUUGAGAUUCCAGGCGCAGCACAUGCUGCUGGAACAACAGUUUUAGCCAAGAAGAGAGUUGUGUUUCUUUUCGGCCACAAGUGGUCGGUCAGUCAGUGAGAGAAGAGGAGAGGAGAGGUGAUAAGAGGAGAGCUGAGUGUUUGUGUGGACUGUUUUAGCUCGUUCGAGAGAUCUGUGGAAACCCACAAACACAUCAAAUCAAAACAAAACAAACAAAAGGCGGCAGCGAACAACAUGAAUCAAACGCAAGUGAAUAAUUUUCUCAAAUGCUUCCUGCAAAUCGAUGAGCCCGCUAGCCGUUGGACAUCACGUCACGAGGGGGAGGAGCACGAUGAUCACGACCACGAUGAUGAUGAUGAUGACGAGGAGGAUGCAAGUGGCGUGCUAGUCGCCAAGGUCACAGCCAUGGUGGUGUUAUUCUGCGCCAGCGCCAUUUGCGGCUCCAUUCCCUUCCUGCUGAACCGUUGCUACCGCUGGACAGAGAACCAGACCAAUGCUCGUUCUGCGAUUGUGGUCAAGUGUCUGCUGUACUUCGGAGGCGGUGUUCUGCUGGCAACCACAUUUCUGCAUCUACUGCCAGAAGUUCAGGAAGUCGUCGAGGAACUGCAGGAGUGUGGCAUUAUUGGGGAGCUCACCUUCCCACUGGCUGAACUUCUCAUGUGCUGUGGAUUCUUCCUAAUGUACUUUAUCGAAGAGGCUAUGCACACGUAUGUCCACCAUCACCAGAAGGAUGAGGCAGGGGCGGCCUUCGAGAGGGGGCACAGCAUCCGAAACAGCCACCUUAUGAAACCCACCGACGGCACCACAGCACCCUCUGCCCCGCCACCGCCUUCGAAUGGCACCAGUGAACUCGGAACUCUUUCAGUCCAGAAUCUCCUGCAGAGUGAUCUGGAGCAGCAAAAGUUCGCCUCCAAGCCACAGAAUCAGGCAAAUGGACAUGGUCACAGUCAUGGACAUGGACAUAGUCAUGGCCAUGGACAUAGCCACCUACCUGUGAUCCCAGAAGAUGCCACCCCCGGGGACAUGCUGACUUCUUCUCUACGAGGGCUUUUCAUUGUUUCCGCCCUGUCCCUGCACGAACUCUUCGAGGGAAUGGCCAUUGGCUUGGAGAGCUCCGCCAGCUCAGUGUGGUUCAUGUUCGGCGCCGUUUCUGCCCACAAACUGGUUUUGGCCUUCUGUGUGGGUGUCGAGCUGAUUGUGGCCCGCACUCGGAUGACUCUGGCCGUUCUCUAUGUACUGACCUUCGCUGUGGUUAGUCCUCUGGGCAUUGGCAUCGGAAUCCUGAUUAACCAUGGCCAGGAGACAACCGGACCGAGUCUGGUUUCAGCCAUCUUACAAGGAUUCGCUUGCGGCACACUCAUUUAUGUGGUUUUCUUUGAGAUCCUCUCCAAGAAUCGAUCCGGUCUGCGGGCCUAUUUGGCCCUCUUCGUUGGCUUCCUUGUGAUGUUCGGACUGCAGCAAUUGACUUCCAGUGGGGGACAUGGUCAUAGUCAUAGUCACAGCAGCUGCUCGUCGUCUGGACACACACACGAUCAUCAAGAGACUGAGACUGAGACCAGGUUGGGCUCGGGCCCCGCCCACGAUCAUGAGCACGACCACGAUCACCCACCACACCACAACCAUGCCGAGGAGCUGGCUACGGUUCACAACUAUGAGCAACAGCUCCAGCUUCUGCGGCAGGUGACCCAAAAACUGCUAGAAGCACACCCCAAGAAGGACGCCUAGAUUUUAAACUGCCCAGCAGUAUUUUGAUCUAAUUAUUAUAUAUAUAUACCUAUUUAUGUAGAAAUAAACUGUAAAAAUAGUGAAAGUAAA
Messenger RNA from Drosophila eugracilis, 3476 nucleotides. It is a transcript of the gene Zip89B, whose product is annotated as zinc transporter ZIP1. NCBI's taxonomy places the organism in Eukaryota, Metazoa, Arthropoda, Insecta, Diptera, Drosophilidae. Gene Ontology annotation, molecular function: zinc ion transmembrane transporter activity. Bases 1896 to 3386 code for a protein of 496 amino acids. The record is from RefSeq and is a predicted model, not a curated record. The transcript has 2 exons. Gene Ontology annotation, cellular component: plasma membrane. Gene Ontology annotation, biological process: zinc ion transmembrane transport.